AUGAAGCUGAUCUCAGAGCAGAGCAGACACACCGACAGAAAGAUCCUCAAACCGCAAGUGGAGAAGCGGCGCAGAGAGAGGAUGAACCGAAGCCUGGACAACCUGAAGACCCUGCUGAUGCUGCAGGAGCAGAGUCAGCGUAGAGUGGAGAAAGCUGAGAUCCUGGAGCAGACUGUGGCCUUCCUGCACAACCACCACAAACGCUCCUUCCACGACGGCUUCUCCUCCUGCCUGCAGAUGGCAACUCGCUUCCUGGGACCUGACAGGAAGGAUGUGGGACUGGGAGCAGCUCUGGACGCUUCUCUUGCCGCCAGGCUCGCUCAGCCAGACUCUGCAGAUCUCCAGAGGGGACGUGACGCUGCGUCCUCCAGCGCUCUGCCUCACACCAAGACCAUUCUCCAGCUCCUGAAGUCCAGAUGCAACUCAGGUGUGAGCAAUUCUUCAGCUGGAAGCCCAGCUCCACCUCAGAGACAUCAGCUGCAGACCAGUCCACAGAGCAAGCAGAGUCCCUCCCAGAGCCACACCUUGUGGAGACCCUGGCCCUGAACGCCUCACCAAAAACUUUAAAGACUGACACCGAGUCCAGCCUUCUCAGACUUGUCAUUAUCAGUGUAUAGCGAUGCUGAGUCAGCAGGGUGGUGGUCCACAGCUGGUCUCCCUCUCAGAGGUGAGUAUCAUGGAGCCGCAGAGCUGGAGAAGAUCUUGCUCCUGACUCACAAUCGGCCGACAUUUCCAGGUGUCUGUGAGGACCACCUCAUGUCCAGCCCGGACCAGCUGUGACCUGACUCUU
Molecule: messenger RNA, 790 nt
Organism: Synchiropus splendidus (mandarinfish)
Lineage: Eukaryota; Metazoa; Chordata; Actinopteri; Syngnathiformes; Callionymidae
Product: transcription factor HES-7.1-A-like
Exons: 3
Coding region: 1-546 (181 amino acids)
Biological process (GO): anterior/posterior pattern specification; regulation of neurogenesis; regulation of transcription by RNA polymerase II
Cellular component (GO): nucleus
Molecular function (GO): protein dimerization activity; RNA polymerase II cis-regulatory region sequence-specific DNA binding; DNA-binding transcription factor activity, RNA polymerase II-specific
Source: RefSeq, a predicted model, not a curated record